CAUACAUUUACCGCAUCGUGGGGACUUCCAACCUCUCAAACGGGUGCACAAGUUUCUGUGACACCAAGAGGUGAAGAAGCUGCAGCAACACCUACAGUGAGUGCUCUGGUGUGGAUGUCAACGAGUAUGGUACCUGCCAAGAAGAUGAUGAAGGAGAUCCAGGAGGAAGAGGAGCACCGGAAGAAGAUGGGACUGAAGGAUUUGAUAGCGGUGAUGGUUGCAAGGCACAGAUAUGCAGAGACCACUUUCAAGGUGGUUUCUAGUGCACAGGGCCCUAGUGGUGGGCAUGGAUGACAGUUGGUGCAAAUGGCAAGACAAACGCACCUGCACC
Molecule: messenger RNA, 331 nt
Organism: Suillus subalutaceus
Lineage: Eukaryota; Fungi; Basidiomycota; Agaricomycetes; Boletales; Suillaceae
Exons: 2
Source: RefSeq, a predicted model, not a curated record